AUGGCGAGUAACUCAAAGCGACUGAUCGACCCCAUCGCGCGAGAGGCAAAGCGGCUGGGAUAUGUCGCUCGAAGUGCGCUGAAGCUCGUGCAGCUGGAUGAAAAGUUUCGGCUUCUCCGGAACAAGCGCUCGGUGUUGGAUCUCGGAUGCGCGCCUGGUGCUUGGAUUCAAGUCGUUCACGAGCGAACACGGCGUCAAGGAGGGACGUGCGCGCGCGUACUGGGGAUAGACCUGAAGGAGAUCGAUCGAGGGACGCUCGCGGGUCUGCGACACGUCGACGCGGCGCGGGCUUCCACGAUGACGCUCGAUGCGACCGAGGCUCGAGCGAGCGAUCUGGGAGUUGAGACGUUCGAUGCGGUGUUGUCGGACAUGAUGGUGAAUACGCGAGGGCUGGCGAGCGUCGACGCCGCAGCUUCGCUGGAGUUGGCGGAGUGCGCGGUGGACUUGGCGGUGGUUAGAGACGGUGGCGUGUUGGCAGCUCGAGGAGAUCUGGUGGUCAAAAUUUUGGAGGGCUCGGGCAGCGUGGAAGAGUUGGCGAAGCAUUGCAAGCCGCACUUUGAUAAAGUGAACUGGUUCAAGCCGAACGCGACGCGGUCUGAGAGUAGAGAGAUUUAUUUAGUUGCACGCGGGCGCAAGUUACUUGAGUAG
Ostreococcus tauri is the source of this 648-nucleotide messenger RNA. RefSeq names its product Ribosomal RNA large subunit methyltransferase E. Gene Ontology annotation, biological process: RNA methylation. NCBI's taxonomy places the organism in Eukaryota, Viridiplantae, Chlorophyta, Mamiellophyceae, Mamiellales, Bathycoccaceae. Gene Ontology annotation, molecular function: rRNA (uridine-2'-O-ribose)-methyltransferase activity. The record is from RefSeq and is a predicted model, not a curated record. The coding region runs from base 1 to 648 and encodes 215 amino acids. The transcript has a single exon.